UCCAGCACCACAUUCCGCUUGUUCUGAACACCCUCACCUCCUUCAGCACCUCCCCAGCUCACCACUCCUGCGCGCGAGCGGAUUCACCACUUUCUAACCUCUUUUGUUUAUUUUCUCUUGGGUUGUUUUUUGUUUUGUUUUGUUUUUUAUCCACCGGAUAUUCACUCGGAUAUCUCUGGACUUCAUGACACAUCUCGGACACGCCUGAGGAACGGAGCCAGUUAUGGACCAGAAUCUUUUUGGAGGAGCCCCUCGGUUCCUGACCCGGCCCAAAGCAUUCUCCCUCAGUGUGGGUCGGGAUGCUACCCUCAGUUGCACUGUUGUGGGGACCCCUGUUCCUGCCGUCACCUGGGAAAAAGACAAACUGCGCAUUUCCACUGGAGGGCGCUUCAAAACCAUAGAGGAUGGAGAUGUGUAUCGACUCACCAUCUAUGACCUGACGCUGGAGGACAGCGGGCAGUACAUGUGCCGCGCCAAGAAUAAUGUCGGUGAAGCUUACGCAGCUGUGACACUGAAGGUGGGUCUUCCAGCAACAGCAGUCGAUCGAGUGCCGGCAUUCACGGUGAAGCCCGUCUCCACCAGAGUGGGUUUGGGUGAUGAUGUUACCUUCUUCUGUCGUGUGGCAGCUCACCCUGCUCCCAAAUUUGACUGGGAGAAGGAUGGACGUUAUCUAGGUGAGACCAAUCGCAUCAAGAUCACAUCGGACAGCGAGUCCAGCUCCGUGCGUAUUCAGAGCGUCAGGAGUAUGGACAGUGGUAAUUACACCUGCCGGGCUCAGAACUCCAUCGGUCGAGCUCAAGCUGCUGCCACUCUGGUGGUGGACAUGCAGGACACGCGACUUCUCAAAACCGACAAAAGCACCUCCCUCCUGUCUCACCUGCAGAAGCGCAAAGAGGAGAUGUGUAAGGACAUUUCCCUUUACCACACGACUGAGAGCUACUCCCUGUCCUCCUCAACCUCCUCUAAUAUCAUGGAAGGGCUUAACAAGUUGGGCCUUGCCUCUGAUCAGGAGCAGCGAGUCUCAGCUUUGGCUGGCAAACUGCCCAAAGGCGUCUUCACUCGAACCUGCAUGGUGACCGAGGGCAAGCACGCCAAGCUCAGCUGCUUUGUCACGGGCCACCCCAAACCCCAGAUCAUCUGGAGGAAGGAUGGGGUGAACAUCAUAGAGGGUCGUAGGCACAUCAUGUAUGAGGACCAAGCAGAGAACUUCAUUCUCAAAGUCCUGUACUGCAAGCAGAGUGAUAAUGGCCUCUACACCUGCAACGCCUCCAACUUAGCUGGACAAACCUACAGCGCUGUUCUGGUGAUUGUAAAAGAGCCAACAGUAUCUUUUAAGAAGAAGCUGAAGGAUGUAGAGGUGAAGGAGAAGGAGUCGGCCAUGUUGUUGUGUGAGGUGCCCAUGCCGAGUACUCAGGCCUCCUGGUUCAUGGAGGAGACUCGCCUGGAGGAGAACGCAAAGUACCGCAUGGAGCAGGACGGUACGCUGCGUCGCCUCACCAUCCACAACGUCACGACCAACGACGAUGCUGUUUACAUCUGCGAAAUGAAGGAAGGGAGUCGCACUGUGGCUGAGCUCACUGUUCUGGGAAACAUCACCAAGAAGUUGCCCAGAAGGACAGUUGUGCCGGUGAGUGAUACAGUGAUCUUCUGCGUGGAGCUCGAGCACCCUGUGGAAGAUGCUUAUUGGACCAGGAAUGGAGAGAAGCUGAAGGAGGAUUCCAGGGUCAUUAUUGCUCGCACACUUAAACAGUACACCCUCACCAUCCGUGACUGCACUACAGAAGACUCGGGCGAGGUGGCGUUCAUUGCUGGCGACUGCAAGACCUCCACACGAUUCUCAGUUACAGCACCAAGGAAGCAUCCUCCAGAUCCCCCAGUUAAACCGAUUGUGUUGAACAAGACGGACAGCUCCAUCACUCUGAGCUGGUCUCGACCAGACAGCGAGCGGCCUGUACCCAUCAACGGCUACGUGGUGGAGAGGAGGAAGGUGGGAGCUCAGACGUGGGUUCGAGUCACGGGCAUGGAGCUUGUGUCAACUAGCCAAUACACCAUCAGCAACAUCACUGAGGAGGGCAGCUACCAGUUCCGCAUUUCAGCCAUUAACGAUUUUGGUCAGAGUGCCUAUCUGGAGGUUCCUGGAACGUAUUAUCUUGAGCCGACUGCCUCAGUGACAUCAGGUCUGCGAAGCUGCACUGCCGUGUGUGGCGAAGAGGCCACCUUCAGCGUGGAGCUCUCCGCAACGUGCUCUGGAAGUUGGACUCUGAAUGGCCAGCUGAUCCGCAGCGGCGCAGACUACCUCAUAACUCGCUCGAAGACCACGCACACGCUGGUGAUCAGGGAGGUGACCGCGUCACUGGAUGGAGCUCAGGUCAAAUUCGUGGGUGGAGGAUCAGAAAGCGUCUGCACUCUCAGUGUAAAAAUUGCUCCGGCACGUUUUACCAAGAAAUAUUCUGAAGUGGAGAUCUUCAGGUUCAGCGCACACUCCUCUGCCCAGCUCUACACAGAGGUGUCAGACGCCAGCGUCCAGGUCUCCUGGAUGAAGAACGGUAAGGAAUUAAGGAUGGGCAAAAAGUAUGAGGCCUCCAGUGUGGGAUGUAAACGCACUCUGACAAUUCAUAACGUGACUCACGAGGAUGCAGGGAUUUAUGAGUGUGUGUGUGAUGGCGAUAAGAUGUCCAUCCAGCUUGCUAUUAAAGAGGAAGCAGCGAAGUUUGUGAACAAGCCCAAGACUCAACCCCUGGAGGUUUCUCCCUCGAUGGGUGAUGUGGCACUGAGUUGUGAGGUGGCGUCGCCUACAACUACUGUUGUGUGGAAGAAGGAGCAUAAAGAAAUAGCAGAGGACAACAGAGUGACCUUCGUGUCCCAGGGGACACAGAGAAAGCUGGUUAUCAAAGGAGCCAAGCAGAGCGAUGAAGGACACUAUUCAUGUGAGACGACAGAGGACAAGGUCACAUUCAGGGUCAAAAUACAAGAAAUUCAGGCCACUUUCAUCAACAAGAGCACCUAUCAGAAGGAGGUGAAAGUUUCCACUUCUCAGAAAGCCAUGCUGAGCUGUGAAGUCUCUGACUCCAAAUCUGAGGUGAAAUGGUAUAAAGACGGCAAACAGCUGAUCUCCAGUAAGACCGUCCACAUGGAGACGAAAGGCAAAAUCCGUCAACUGGUGUUGGACAGUGUGGAGAAGAAGGAUGCAGGAGAGUACACCUGUGAAGUUGGAAACGAGAAACUGGCCUUUAAGAUUCAGGUGACAGCUGCCCCAGUAGAAACGCAAGCUCUAGCAACCUUUGUGAACAAGGACACCUAUCAGAAGGAUGUGAAAGUUUCUGCCUCUCAGAAAGCCAUGCUGAGCUGUGAAGUAUCCGACUCUAAAACUGAGGUGAAAUGGUAUAAAGAUGGCAAACAGCUGAUCUCCAGUAAGACCGUCCACAUGGAGUCAAAGGGCAAAAUCCGUCAACUGGUGUUGGACAGUGUGGAGAAGAAGGAUGCAGGAGAGUACACCUGUGAAGUUGGAAAUGAGAAACUGGCCUUUAAGAUUCAGGUGACAGCUGCCCCAGUAGAAACGCAAGCUCUAGCAACCUUUGUGAACAAGGACACCUAUCAGAAGGAUGUGAAAGUUUCUGCCUCUCAGAAAGCCACGCUGAGCUGUGAAGUAUCCGACUCUAAAACUGAGGUGAAAUGGUAUAAAGACGGCAAACAGCUGAUCUCCAGUAAGACGGUCCACCUGGAGUCAAAGGGCAAAAUUCGUCAACUGGCGUUGGACAAUGUGGGGAAGAAAGAUGCAGGAGAGUACACCUGUGAAGUUGGAAAUGAGAAACUGGCCUUUAAGAUUCAGGUGACAGAACCUCAAGCAAUUUUCAUCAACAAGGAUUCCUAUCAGAAGGAGGUGAAAGUUUCUGCCUCUCAGAAAGCCACACUGGGCUGUGAAGUGUCUGACUCUAAGAUGGAGGUGAAAUGGUAUAAAGACGGCAAACAGCUGAUCUCCAGUAAGACGGUCCACAUGGAGUCAAAGGGCAAAAUCCGUCAACUGGUUUUGGAUAGUGUGGAGAAGAAGGAUGCAGGAGAGUACACCUGUGAAGUCGGAAAUGAGAAGCUGGCCUUUAAGAUUCAGGUGACAGAACCUCAAGCCACUUUCAUCAACAAGAGCACCUAUCAGAAGGAGGUAAAAGUUUCCGCCUCUCAGAAAGCCACACUGAGCUGUGAAGUGUCCGACUCCAAAACUGAGGUGAAAUGGUAUAAAGACGGCAAACAACUCAUAUCCAGUAAGACCGUCCACAUGGAGACGAAGGGCAAAAUCCGUCAACUGGCGUUGGACAGUGUGGAGAAGAAGGAUGCAGGAGAGUACACCUGUGAAGUUGGAAAUGAGAAACUGGCCUUUAAGAUUCAGGUGACAGCUGCCCCAGUAGAAACGCAAGCUCUAGCAACCUUUGUGAACAAGGACACCUAUCAGAAGGAUGUGAAAGUUUCCGCCUCUCAGAAAGCCAUGCUGAGCUGUGAAGUAUCCGACUCUAAAACUGAGGUGAAAUGGUAUAAAGAUGGCAAACAGCUGAUCUCCAGUAAGACCGUCCACCUGGAGUCAAAGGGCAAAAUUCGUCAACUGGCGUUGGACAGUGUGGAGAAGAAAGAUGCAGGAGAGUACACCUGUGAAGUUGGAAAUGAGAAACUGGCCUUUAAGAUUCAGGUGACAGAACCUCUAGCCACUUUCAUCAACAAGGACACCUAUCAGAAGGAGGUAAAAGUUUCCGCCUCUCAGAAAGCCACACUGAGCUGUGAAGUGUCUGACUCAAAAACUGAGGUGAAAUGGUAUAAAGACGGCAAACAGCUGAUCUCCAGUAAGACCGUCCACAUGGAGUCGAAGGGCAAAUUUCGUCAACUGGUGUUGGACAGUGUGGAGAAGAAGGAUGCAGGAGAGUACACCUGUGAAGUUGGAAACGAGAAGCUGGCCUUCAAGAUUCAGGUGGCAGAACCUCUAGCCACUUUCAUCAACAAGGACACCUAUCAGAAGGAGGUAAAAGUUUCCGCCUCUCAGAAAGCCACACUGAGCUGUGAAGUGUCCGACUCCAAAACUGAGGUGAAAUGGUAUAAAGAUGGCAAACAGCUGAUCUCCAGUAAGACCGUCCACAUGGAGUCGAAGGGCAAAUUUCGUCAACUGGUGUUGGACAAUGUGGAGAAGAAGGAUGCAGGAGAGUACACCUGUGAAGUUGGAAAUGAGAAGCUGGCCUUUAAGAUUCAGGUGACAGAUGUCGCUGCUAAAUUCCAAAAGAAACCCAGUAUGAAGGAAUCUAUAGCUGUGCAAGAAACCGAGAACAUUAUCCUGACCACUGUGGUAACAGCAGAACACACUAAUGUUAGUUGGUUCAGGGACGGAGUAGAGCUGAAGGAGGGUGAUAAGUACGAAAUGAAGAGAGAAGGUUUGUCUAGUGUCCUUAUCGUUAAGUCUUCUGAGGCAAAGGAUGGAGGCACUUACACUUGUCAGACAGCUGAGGACAAGAUGGAAUUCCAGGUUCAGAUAAAAGAGUCUCCGCUAAAGUUUGUGGUUGGCUUGGAGCCAGUAUCUGUUGUCCUGGGCAGCACAAUGACUCUGUCGUGCCAGCUAAACAGAGCUUCAGGGGAUGUCCUAUGGAGACACAACAGCAAAGAAAUGAAGCCUGGAGGCAGAUGCGUCAUCCGUGCUGAUGGAGCUCAACGUUUACUGACAGUGUCUUCUGUAGUCCAGGAAGAUGAAGGAGAGUACAGUUGCGAAUGCAAAGGUGACAAGACUACUGCUAAGAUCACCACGAAAGCGCCACGUUUGGUGAAGUUAACGUCCAAGUUGAACAAUGUCGUGGCAAACGAAGGCAAGGAUGCUAUCUUUAAAUGUUCUGUCACUCCUGCGGAUGUGAACGUGAGAUGGCUGUUUAAUAACGUGCCUGUCACGGCUGGGCCCAAAUUCAAGAUCGCUCACGGAGGCACCAGCCAUUCACUCACGAUCUCUGCGGUCACACUAGAGGACGUGGGAGAAGUCAGUGUGGAUGCUGAAGGGAAAGUGUGUAAAGCGACUCUGCAAGUGCAAAAGCUCCCUGUUAUGUUUAUUAAGAAGCUUGAGAACAAAACAGUCCAAGAGCAGGACACUGUGGAGCUUGAGGUGGAAUUGAGUAGGCCGUCCACUGAGGUAAAGUGGAUGAAGAACGGCAUUGUGCUCCAGCCUGAAGGAAAUCUGAAGAUUCAAGUGGAUGGAGUUAAACAGACUCUGAUCUUUAAGAGUGUAACCUGUGCUGACCGAGGCCUCUACUCUUGUGAGACUCUGGAUGACAAGACUCAGGCCAAACUGACUGUAGAAGUGAAGAAGAUCCAAGUUGUUAAGGGCUUGAAAGAGAUGAAAGUCCAUGAACAGGAGACGGUAACAAUGGAGGUGGAACUCAGCCAGCCUGAUGUGGAAGCUUUCUGGACCAAAGAUGGCCAAAAACUGAGAGCAAGUCCCAAAAUCCUCAUUACAGCUCUGGGUAAUAAACAUUCCUUGACCAUGUCCCAGCUGAAGAUAGAAGACAGUGGGAUGAUCUCUUUCCAGGCAGAAGGUGUCCACACGUCUGCAAAACUCAUCGUCACAGAACCUCCUGCAAAGAUCCUCAGACCAUUAGAAGAUGUGACGACUUCGGAAAAGGACAAAGCCACCUUUGAGUGCGAAGUUUCCCGAGUGAAUGCUGACGUAAAGUGGUUUAAGAAUGAUGAGGAACUGAAACCAGGAAAGAGAUACAUGAUUCAUUCCCAAGGUCGGAAGCGUAGCCUCCUCAUCCAGAAGUGUACUUAUGAAGACCAAGGCUUGUACAUGUGCAAAACGACGGAUGACAACACAUCAGCCAAGCUGACCGUUCAUGCUCGUGACAUUAAGAUUAUUAAGCAGCUGAAGGAUUUGGAAGUGACGGAGAAAGAGAGUGCAGCGUUUGUCUGUGAGGUGUCGCAUGAUGAAGUGGAGGGUCAGUGGUUUAAGGGUGACGUCAAACUCAAAGCUGGGGACAACAUCAAGAUGAGACAAGAAGGGAGAACAUAUGUUCUACUCUUCAAAUCUGUGAAGCCUGAAGAUGCUGCUGAAAUCAAAUUCAUGGCUGAAAAGGCUUCAUCAGUCGCUAAGCUCACAGUCAAAGAACUGCCUGUGAGAUUCGUGAAGAAACUCCGAGACAAAAUUGCCAUGUACAAACACCGGGGAAUUUUAGAGUGUCAGGUAUCUCGAGCCAGUGCCCCGGUCACAUGGUAUAAGGGCAAGGACAAGAUCAAAGCCAGUAAGAAGCACGAAAUCUCCAGCGAGGAUGUGUAUCGUAAGCUCACCAUCAAUGAUGUGGACUCUGGGGAUGAAGCCACGUACAUGUGCGAUGCUGUUGAUGAAAAGACGUCAUGCAAGCUACUCGUGGAGGAGCAGGCCAUCAGCAUCGUCAAGGAGCUUAGUGCAGUGGAAGUGACCGAACCGUUCGCAGCUCACUUCGAGGUGGAAAUCAGUGUGGAAACAGUCAAGCCUGCAAAGUGGGUCCUGAAUGGACAAAGUCUGAGUGAGAGCAGUGAUGUUGAGAUCGAGAAGGAAGGCACUAUGCAUCGCCUUACAUUUAAGAAGACCAAGGUUUCCAUGUCAGGAACCGUGCAGUUCACAGCUGGAAAAAGCAAAUCAACGGCUCAGCUCACGGUGAAAGAGCGUCCCAUUGAGGUGGUCGAGCCCCUCAAAAAUGUGACCGUCGAAGAAAAGGCCUCAGCCAAGCUGUCAUGCAGGCUAUCAGCUGUUCCUAAAGAAGUGUGUUGGUUUAAGGGUCAGACCGCUCUGGAGGCAUCCAGCAAGUAUAUUAUGAAACAAAGUGGCACUGAAGUGCAGCUGGUCAUCCAGGCACUGAGUCCAGACGACGCUGACGAGUAUCGCUGUCAGACUGCAACCUGUGAGACCAAAGCCAUUCUCACUGUUGAAGUGCGUAACGUUCAGAUCACCAAACGCUUGACGGAUGUGGAGGUUGAUGAAGGCGGUGAUGCUGUGUUUACCUGUGAGGUGAAUUAUGCUGACGAGGAAGUUGAGUGGUUCCUCAAUGACAAGCCGCUGUUCAGCAACGAGGUUAAUGUUAUCCAACAUGUGAAUAAAACACAUACCAUUACCCUCAAGAACCUGGCACCUCAAGACGGUGGGAAGAUCACCUUCAAGAUUAGGGAAGAGAAGCAGACGGUCUGCCUGAAUGUGAAAGAAAAGAAAGCCGUCUUCCUUAAGUUGUUAGACGAUGUGAUUGGAGAAGAAAAGGGCACUGUAACUCUGAAAUGUGAAGCCUCAAAACCCACAGUGUCCCCUGUUUGGCGGAAAGGUGGUACCAUCCUUUCUGCCGACAGCAAGUAUGAGCUGUUACAUGACGGCAGGAUCCUGGGUCUGACGAUCCGGGACAUCACGCAGGCAGACGCCGGAGAGUACAGCUGUGAUCUUGGUACAGAUCUUACAAAAUCAAAGGUCACCAUUAGAGACAUCAGCAUUGGCAUCACAAAACGCUUGAAGUCCGUGGAGGCUAAAGCAGGUGAGACCUGCGUGUUUGAGUGUAUCCUCUCUCGAGAAAGCUCGGACGCGUGCUCGUGGAGCCUGAAAGGCCAACCUGUGACGAGCGGAGGGCGUUUCCAGAUUAGCAGCAAAGGGCGCAAGCACACACUUAGCAUCAAAAGAGUGACUGGGUCAGACUCAGGGGAGGUUGUUUUCACUCUCACGGACUUGAACUCGAAAGCAACGUUGUCUGUGGAAGGUGAAGUUCCUAUCUUCUCUAAAGAGCUCCAGGGUGUUAGCAUUACUCCUGGAAAAGAUGCUGUGUUCCUCGGUGAACUCUCUCAGGCUGGCUUGGAUGUUGUUUGGUGUGUGAACGGAAAGUCGAUCCAGAAGAGCCUAAAGUAUGAGAUUAUUCAGGAAAAUAAGGUUGUGAAGCUGAUUGUUCACAGUGUUACCGCUAAGGAUUCUGGAGAAUACAGCUGUGAGGUGACCGGUGGUCCGACCUCGAAAGCUCAACUGGAAAUCAAAGAGCCUGUGAACAAGUUCAUCCGUGAGCUCAAAGAUAUCACCGCGCAUGAAAAAGGUGCCAUCAGUUUUGAGUGUGAAACUGCCCAUCCAGCUUCCAAAGUCACUUGGCUGAAAGGUGUGAAGGAGAUCAAGGCAGGAAGAAAGUAUCAGAUGACAAAGAAGGAAAGAAUCCUCAUUCUCACAGUGAACGAUUUGGAGGAGGCUGACAGUGAUACGUACUCGUGCAGUGUAGGCACCGCCAAGAGUACGGCCAAGCUGACCGUUCAAGUUCUUCCAGCCAUUUUCACUCUUGAGUUGAAGGACCAGAAGGCUUUGGAGAAGGAAAGUGUCACCUGGUGCUGCGAGCUGUCUAAACCAGGUAUACCGGUUCAGUGGCGCAAAGGGGAAGUAGACCUUUGUUCUUGCGCCAAAUAUGAAUUCCGGCAAGAUGGCCACCUCGUCCAGUUGAUAAUCCAUGACCUUGACCCUGAAGACUCAGGAGACUACACCUGCGACAGUGGAGAUCAGAAAACUACUGCACACCUAGAAGUAAAGGCACUACCCAUUCUGUUUAAAAACCCUCUGAACAAGCUGGAAGGCGAAGCUGGGGAAACUGUCAUAUUCCGAUGUGAACUUACCAAACCAGGAGCGCCUGUAGUGUGGAGAAAAGAUCAGAAGAUCUUACAAUCCAGCAGCAAACACCAGUUAAGGCAAGACGGAGCAGUGGUCGAGCUAGUCAUCUACAGGCUACAGGAAGCAGAUGCAGGAGAGUAUUCCUGUGAUUCUGGGUAUGAAACGACUUCUGCCCAGCUCACGGUAAAGGAACUUGACAUUACUAUUGACACCGGGCUGAAGAGCUGCAUCGUUAACGAAGGAGAUGAUGUGUCCUUUGAGUGCUUUGUAUCUCAUGAUGGCGCCCAGAACGUGAAGUGGGAACUUCAGGGUGUUCCUCUCCAGAGCAACGAGAUGAAUGUAAUCCAAGUGGAAGGCAAAAGGCACUCGCUUACUCUAAGGAGUGUGACUGAGAAAGACUCAGGCACCGUGUCCUUCCACGUGGGGAGCCACACUUCUUUUGCUUGUCUCACCGUUAAAGCUGUCCCUGUGGUGCAAUUUACAAAAGACCUGCAGAACCAGGAAGCCAUAGAAGGAGAUAAAGCUACAUUAUCCUGUGAAACUUCAACCCCCGAUGCCCAUGUGACCUGGAAGAAGGACAGAAAAGUAAUUUCUGAAGGAGACAAGUAUUCCAUUCAGAAGAAUGGUACAAUCCAAACUCUGGUGAUCUACAAGCUAACGGUGGGCGACGCUGGAGAAUAUGUGUGUGAAGUCGGAGACAAACAAAGCAAAGCCACUUUAAGCGUUAAAGAACGUGUACGAAUUACAAGAGAACUUAAGGACGUAACAGUGACGACUGGCGAGGAUGCUGUGUUCCAGUGUGAGGUGUCCCAGACAGGAGUAACUAAUGCUGAAUGGUGGCUAGGCUCCAAUCACCUACAGAGCAAUGACUUGAAUCAGAUCAGCAUCCAAGGGAGGGAACACAGCCUAGUGUUAAAAAUGGUCACACCUGAUGAUUCAGGAGACGUGGCCUUUGUGGUUGGCUCUGAGAGGAGCGUUGCUUCUUUGGUGGUGAAGGAGAAACCCAAAGAAGCCCCGGCCUUCUUCCUCAAGGAAUUGGAGAACCUAGACACUGUCGAAGGUGACACGGUUACGCUCCGCUGUGAACUUUCUAAGCCCAGCGUCAAAGUAGAGUGGCGUAAAGGGGGAGUAGUCCUGCAACCCGGUAAGAAGUUUCAGCUGAAGCAAGAGGGAUGCAUACAAGAGCUUCACAUAUACGACCUGAAACCAGAGGACAGUGGCUAUUAUACCUGUGAUGCUGGAAAUCAGUUAACAACAGCCUCCCUUUCAGUGCAAGAGGCUGAGGUGCUCAUAGUGUCUGGUAUAAAAAGCACUGAUGUCUUUGCGGGAGAGCAGGCAGUGUUCUCCUGCCAGCUGUCUCGCCGUGCCAAAGGGAGAGUCCAGUGGUGGCUGGAUGGCACCCGUUUGGAGAACAGUCCCUUCAGUGUUAUUGGGGUGGGUGAAGACAAUAUUCACACCCUCACCCUAAAGAACCUGGCACCAAAUGACUCGGGCACCGUCCUGUUCAAAACGGGAAGCUUGACAUCCUCGGCUAGGCUGUUAGUUAAAGAUCCUACUGUGGAGGUAGUCAGUGCCAUGGAGGAUAUCUACAUAGCAGAGAACCAGCCUGCAGAGUUCAUCUGCCAGUUCUCACGGCCAGUCAGGGCCAUAUGGAAGCAAAACGGGCAACCCGUGCAACCUGAUGGCCACAGGCUUAUAGUGGAGGAAGACUGGACUGUAGCACGAUUGUACAUUAGCCGGGUAACCACACAGGAUGUGGGUGUAUACUCCUGUGAGGCAGAUGGCACCUGUGUUGAGGCACACCUUAGGGUGCAAGCUAAACCCAUUGAGAUCAUUCAAGGUCUGGAUAAUGUGGAGACCAUUGAAGGUGGUGAGGCACUUUUUGAGUGCUCCCUAUCUGUCCCCGAGUCUAAAGACUGCCGGUGGUUGGUUGAUGGAAGACCUGUGAAGGAAUCCGCAAAAGUGGAAAUCGUUUGCUUCGAGAACGGUCGUCGCCAUCUUUUGCUGCUGAAAGACUUGAGAGCUGGUGACAACUGUACAGUAACCUUUCAGGCUGGCACUGCCUCCACCUCUGCCCUUCUCUCAGUCAAAGGGUGGCAACUGGAAGUGGUGAAACCCUUGGAGGACAAGACCGUUGUUGUUGGCGAGCAGGCGGAGUUCACUUGUGUCCUGAAUGAGCCUGUACCAGAGAAAGACGUGAACUGGUAUGCUAAUGGUUCUGAACUUCGGCCAGACGACAUUUGGGCGAUGAAGAAUAAUGGAUGUGCAUGCACCCUAAUUCUGAAAAAAGCCCAAGCCCGGCCACCACUGGAGAUCACGUUUGCUGCUCAGGAUGCCAUUUCAGUGGCCAGGCUAGUGACUAUUGCUGUACCUGACCCCCCUGAGGAUCCCGAGCUGGUCACUAAAGGACCAACAUCAGUGACUCUGUCCUGGUUCACACCUCUCAGUGAUGGUGGAAGCCCAAUCCUGGGAUACCGUGUAGAGAUGCGGCAAGUGGAUAGUGCUCUAUGGCAGCUCUGCCAUGAAGAACCAGUGUGCAAUACUGAGUUUACGGUGGAAAACCUUAUCCCUGGCAAUGGAUACAGAUUCCGGGUGGCUGCUAUUAACUGUGCUGGGAUUGGUGACUCUGUCCAGCUUCCUCAAACUGUUACAUUGGAUGCACCAGUGACAAUUGCCAAGAAGUUAAAUGCCUCUGAGCUCCAAAAGGGGAAGGUUGCCCCUCUGGAGAGCGAGCUUUCAUCUGAGAAUAAGCAGGUCGUCUGGCAAAAAGACCAUCAGGAGAUUGAGAUGGGAGCCAAAUACCAGGUGGUAACAGAGGGCAAAUCCCAAAUUUUGCUCAUUAAGGAUUUCCAGCCUGCUGACCAGGGGGUCUAUUCUUGUGUGGCCUCAGAAGAGGUGAAAACCUCAAUAAACCUUGACCUUGAAGGAGAUGCUACAGUGAUACCCCAGCCUGAGGAAGGUGGCCAGCCUGGCUUGCCCCCUGAGGCUGCCUCUGAGGGAGAUCUACAUGUUUUAUGGGAUGCUGUGGCCAAGAAGAGGAGGAUGAGCAGGGAACCCACACUGGACUCCAUAUCUGAGCUGCCAGAAGAAGAUGGUAAAGAGAAGACGCAAAAUCAGGAGGAUAAAGGCAUGGAGAAAGAGCAGAUCAAAGAGAAAGAGAAGCCCAUCGAAAUCAAAUCAGAGCUAAAUCUUUAUACCAGUUCUGAAGAUGAGUCCAGUCUGGUGUCUUACCUUAAAAAGAGCAGCAAAUCCGCUGUCACGGUGACAAGCGAAAUUGAAACUACUGCAUCCCAGAAGCUUUACGAACAUUUUCAAAUGACUGAGAAAUCAGUGCAGCAGACCACAGCAGCACCACCAUUUGAGAUCACUAAGGAUGACGACAAGGAUGAGCUGCAGGAAGCAGCCAUCAAAAUCCAAGCUGCCUUCAAAGGCUACAAAGCCAGAAAGGAUAUGCGACCUGUCUUUAAAGAGGUCUUUAAGGACCAGAACAAAGAACCAAAUAUGACAAUUCAUCUUGAGUGUAUUGCAGACGGCAAGCCAGACAAAGUUCGCUGGCUGAAGGACGGUAAACCAUUGGUAGAUGGCAAACACCACCACAUCGACAUAUACAAUGAUGGGACUUGCUCUCUGAUUGUGCCAGCUGCUACAACUAAUGACACUGGGGUGUACACUUGUGAGGUCACAAAUAAGUUUGGCGUUGCGUCCCACAGUGGAAAAGUCAUCGUUGGCUCUGUGCGAGAGUCAUCAGGACGUCGUCCAUUAACUCUCGGUUAUAGUGCGGACAGUGAGCCUGAGAGCUCUGGCAGCGAGAUGGAUGAGUCUUUACGACAGGCAAGCAGGAGGCUUCAGAAGCUGCUUCGUACACGUCUUCCACCAAACGUGGAGGAGGAACCUUUUGUAAGUGCCGAUGAGGGUGACCUGCAGCCACCGGAUCCACAUUCAUAUCGUGAAGAUGACAGCUACAUCUACAUCCGCUUUGACACCCGUAGCGAAGCUCAGGUUGCAUCCCAGCGAUUCCAGGAGAUGUUUACCCACCAAGGUGUGCCUAUAGACACCACUAUUAUUGAAACCGGAACUAAGAUAGAACUUCGCAUCAAGAAGAUGGGAUUCAGCCAAGAUGGUUCCCAAACUCCAACUAAAGAAAAGCCGGUUUUCAUGUCGGGACCACCUGCAGCCCCAGUCUUCCUGACACAGCUCCAAAACCAGGAAGUCCCAGACGGAUACCCGGUCAGCUUUGACUGUGUGAUCAUCGGCAAACCCUCUCCCAGCAUACGGUGGUUCAAAGAUGGGAAAGUGCUACAAGAAGAUGACCAUUAUAUGAUCAACGAAGACCAAGAGGGCUGCCAUCAAUUGAUCAUUACAACUGUACGGCCAUCCGACAUGGGCGUGUACCGCUGUGUGGCUGAAAAUGACAGUGGCAUUGCUUCCAGCAAGGCGGAGCUUAGGGUGGAAAUGUCUUGCAGCUCUGACUACGACACAGCAGCUGACGCCACAGAAACAUCUUCAUAUAUUAGUGCUAAAGAUUAUGUGUCAAGUUCUGAGCACAGAGACACGGAGGCGUUUGAAUCGGUGGUGGAGGACGAGCAGCUUCCUCAAGUGGUGGAUGAGCUACAUGACCUCUAUCUCAGUCCUGGAGCACCCAAUGCUAAGAUGAGCAUCAGAGUCAAAGGAGUCCCCACACCAAAGGUUUACUGGUUUAAGGAUGGCGUGGCGCUGUCACCCACAGACAGGGUUUUACUGUCGACAGAGAGAGGCGUGUACAGUCUGGAGAUUGCGGAGGUGACGUGUGAAGAUAGUGGCGAGUAUUCUGCCUACAUCAGCAACGCAGCUGGAGCUGCCUACUCCUCCGCACGCAUGGUUGUGCGUGGUCCAGGCGAUCGCAUUCCUGAGACUCUGAAGAUUAGAGACUCCAAAGAACCUCUGGUACCGCCACGUUUUCUGGAGAAGUUCUGCAACCGGACAGUGAAACAAGGAGCGAGCAUCACACUAUCUGUCAAAGUGGAAGGCUCUCCGACUCCCUGUGUGAACUGGCUGAAGGAAGAAGCACUGAAGGAUGUUUUGUGGAUUAAAGCAGACACACCCGGAUACAAGAUCGCCAGCUCUGGCUUCCAGCAUAGCCUAAUCCUGAUGGAUGUAGGGAAGGAGCACAGCGGCACCUACACCUGCAUCGCCAGCAACCGCGCUGGCCAGUCCGUCAACACCGCCCGUCUGGACGUGGACCAAGGUUCGACCACUUUCCCCACAGGACAGCAGAGCAUCGUUACACCAGAGAUUUGUGGGAUUACAGUCAGCCCCCCAGAGGAAGAAGGCAAAGGAGAGCCUAAGCUGCCUUACCUGGCUGGAGUCGAUACUGCUGAAUUCUUACAGAAGCUGACGUCCCAGAUCACUGAGAUGGUCUCUGCCAAGAUCACACAAGCCUCAUUACGUGUGCCGGGAGCUGACAGUGAUGAUGAGAGUAAGACUCCCUCUCCGUCUCCGUACCACGGCCGCUCACGUCCCGCUUCACUGAUCGCCGACUCUUCCUCAGAAUCGGAUGAGGGUGAUGCCCGAGGAGAGAUGUUUGAUAUUUACGUAGCGACAGCAGAUUAUAACCCCAUGGGCCUGAGUAAAGAGAGCAUCGCUCUAAAGGAAGGGCAGUAUGUGGAGGUCCUGGACUCGGCUCAUCCGCUCAAAUGGCUUGUGCGCACUAAACCCACCAAGACGACACCCUCACGUCAAGGCUGGGUCUCUCCAGCAUACCUUGACAAGAAGCUGAAGAUUUCUGCAGAUACAGGAGAAGUCUCAGAGACCACAGGAGAGGAGGUCACUGAGGGAGAGUACAAAAGGAAGCUCUGUCAACUCAUCCAGGAGCUCAUUACCAGUGAGAAGGAGUUUAUAAAGGAGAUGGACUUCGUUACAUCGCACCAUCUGAAGCAUAUUGACGAGGAGAGCACGCCGCCUGAAAUCCUCAGUCACAAGGAGGCCAUCUUCCGCAACAUUAGUGACAUCAGUUCUUUCCACAGCAGCUCUUUUCUCCCUGGGCUGCAAGACUGUGACACAGAUGAUGACAUAGCCAUGCGCUUCCUAAAAAACACAGACGGAUUUGAGAAAUAUCUGCAGUACUUGGUAGGUCAGGCUAAGGCCCAGGCUGCCAUUAGUGAGAAAGAUGUUCACCAGUAUUUCAAGAAAUACACAGAUAUAGAAUUGGCAAAUGUGGAUCCUGCAGAAGGUCCAGUACUGAGUGUGAACAGUUAUCUCCAGAGACCACUGGAUAGAAUCCAGAAAUACAAGGACCUCUUAAAGGAGUUGAUCAAAAAUAAGGCGAGGAAUGGACAGAACUGCUGUCUUCUAGAAGAGGCCUAUGCCAUGGUUUCUUCUCUUCCCACACGCUCUGAAAACACGCAUCACGUCUCCCUCAUUGAGAACUACCCCGCUAACCUGGAAGCUUUAGGAGAGCCCAUCAGACAGGGACCCUUCAUAGUGUGGGAGGGCGCUCCAGGAGUCAGAACCUCUUCAAGAGGCCAUCACCGUCACGUCUUCCUCUUCAAAAACUACAUCAUCAUCUGCAAACAGAAGCGAGACACGAACACAGACGUCCAAACAUACACAUUCAAGAACAUGAUGAAGCUCACCAACAUUGACGUGAAUGAGACUGUGGAAGGAGAUGAGAGGGCAUUUGAGAUUUGGCACGAACGUGAGGACUCUGUGAGGAAGUACACACUGCAAGCACGCACCGUCAUUCUGAAGAACUCCUGGCUCCGUGAACUCCGCAACCUCCAGCAACGCUACAGCAUGCCAGCAUGGAGUCCACCUGAUUUUGAGGCAGUGUUGACUGACUGCACAGCAGAAUUGGGACAGACGGUCAAACUGGCUUGUAAAGUCACAGGAUCUCCGAAACCCGUAGUGGCCUGGUUUAAAGAUGGCAGGGCUGUGGAGGUCGACCCUCACCACAUCAUUAUCGAGGACCCUGACGGUUCCUGCACACUCAUCCUAGAUAACAUGACUGCUGAUGACUCUGGCCAGUACAUGUGCUUCGCCACCAGUGCUGCAGGAAAUGCCAGCACUCUGGGCAAGAUUACAGUACAGGUACCGCCACGCUUUGUCCACAAGUUGAGGAAUGCUGCAUUCAUCGCAGGAGAGGAUGCUCAGUUCACUUGCACAAUACUAAGUGCUCCAAGUCCAAAAAUAAGGUGGUUUAAGGAGGGCAAACUGCUAACAGACCAGGAAAAGUAUCAGACAUACAGUGAACCACGUAGCGGCGUGGUGGUUUUUGUUAUUAAGAACCCCGGAGAGAAAGACCUGGGGCGUUAUGAAUGUGAGCUGUCUAACCGGCUGGGCAGUGCGAGGUGUGCGGCAGAGCUGGUUCUUCCUACAGUGGCGAUGGCAGGGGGAGAGCAGGCCAUCACUAUCGAAGUUACAGAGCAAGAGACUAAAGUACCAAAGAAAACCAUAAUCAUAGAGGAGACCAUCACCACUGUCGUGAAGAACACGCGAAUGAAGCGCCACGCGUCUCCCCGCACGUCCUCUAUGGGAGUUUACCGCUCCGAAGCCUCCACCCCCGAACCCCCACGACAGAGAAGGAUGCUGCCUAGAAAAACCGUACCCACUCUGUACGUCACGGAACCCGAGGGCACCGCAGCUAGGAGCCCCAAAUGGGUCGAGGUUGAAGAGAUUAUUGAGUAUAAAGUGAACAAGUCACCAAAGCUGCCGAGGAGAAGAGGUGCUUCCCCCAGCAAGAGACAACCACCUGAUAACCCUAACGUUAACAACUCUAACAACAAGUUAGUGGAGGCAAUGCAAGUGUCCGGGGCUAGCAUGGAUUCACAAACUUUCUCUUGGGACAGUGAGGCAACAAAUGAAUCCGAAACAGCGAUUUUGGAUUCUCCAGAAGUGGAAGUCGUGGAUUUUGAUCAGCCAUGCGUCUUGAUGGAAAUGGACACGGACACCGAUGAUAAUCAGGCAGCCGCAUGUGAGGAUUGUAGCAAUGACAUCUUAGAUGAUGGGAAUAAAGUGUUCACCCUGGAAGACCUGGAGGAUUACGUUCCUAAAGAGGGUGAGACAUUUGGUUGUGGAGAUUCACAGGUACCUGCAGAGAAACCGUGUGAAAUUUCUGUUCUACAAAGAGAAAUUAAUGAACCCACCGUCGGUCAACCUGUAUUGCUAAAUCUGGGUCGUCCAAUAGCCAUCCCAAAAGUACGUCCUGGGUUCUUCAGUCGCUUUAAGGAGCACUUCUCUAACGUCUUUACCGACCCCUCUUCAGCUGGCUCAAGCGGAGAGAAGUUUGUACCAAUCCGUGUCAGCGGGGUGUCCUACAGCCAGUCUACAUCCAUUCCCGGAUCAUCAAGAAGUCACGGAACGAUGGAAGUAACUCGAAGUUACUGCUCCGAGGUUCAGCGAGGGACGGCUGGUGGUCAACCGAGCUUCAAAGCCCAAAUCUCUGCACCAGUUGGACAACCGGUUACUGUUCCGAUCCCCAAGAUGAACCAGUCUGGAAAGCCAUAACCUGGAAGAAAUCAGGCGACAGAGGCACAAAAUAUUGAUAAGAAAUCAAUGUAUCUGUCUUGUCUUAAAGGCCCUGUCAACUUUUCCUAACUAGUUUCUUACUUCUAGCUAUAGCUUCUGUGGUGGAUUUAUUUUCGACUACCAAUGAAAGAACAACUUUGGUCUCCAUACUCCAGGACUGGUUUGAGUUGAGCAUUAACGUGUAUGAGAAAGGUGACCUCGGGUAACACCAUGUACCAAUAUGAAUUAGCAAAAGUGAUUUCUCGCUCACUGUGGAUUUUAUAUACACCAUUUUGCGAAAACCACAAUGUUUUCUCAUUUUGACAAGCCAAAUGUGUAAAAAAUCAAAAACGACAACUUCCUGGUUCCUUCAUUUUCUAGCACUAACACUGUCAAUAUUUUAUUCAAUGAAAACUUUCCCCCCCAAAGAUUUUGCUAACAUGUUUAAAUUUCCUAGACAUAUUAUUACAAAACCGCAUGAUUGUUUGUUAAUCAGAUGUUACUAACCAAGUAAAGAAUGACAGCAUGUUGCAAGUCUGAAAAUAUGAAGCGUUAAAAUACGUAUGCAGAACAGAGAAGCCAGUCUAGCUAACACUUUUCUAGCUAACGAUUUCAGUUAGUUGAUUAAUUCUCUCUUUUCAAAAAGACAACAAUGAGCAAAAAUGAGGGAGAAAAGUUUUACUUGUGACGACAUUUUCAUCAGGUUUUUAUUCAGUGACGAAAAUGUUAUUUCGUCUUAUCUUUUGAGUAGAAGUGUGAAUUAUCGUUUAACUUUCAUCGCUGGGGGAAAAAAAGGUCACAGACAUUUUUUGCCUUUGCUUUGCCUUUUGCUUUGCCAAUUAUUAUGCACACAGUUUUUGUUUGUUUAUAUUUUUGUCAGUUUUUUUGGCAUAGUAUAAUUUUAUUAACAUACAGAUAUAUUUUUCAUAAAUUUAGCCUCGGUUAAUGCUUAUUUAGUGACAUCCAUGUGUUGACAGAGUCUUUUAAGCCGAACAUUUCGCUGAAGUUUUAGUUUUGAGCAGUAAAUAAAAUGCAAAUGGGAUCAUUCCAUAUUUUCCAGAAGGUCCUGAAAAACCCUCACAUAGGGCGACUAGGGGCAAAAACUGACUAAGAUACACUGAGAAUGGGAUUGAGUCUUGGAACGUUAAUCCUGUGUACACAAAAAAGUUGGAUUUUAUAUGACGUCCCAGCAUAUUAUACCAAAAUGCCAGAAUUAAUAAGCUUCCUCAGUAUUACAAUUAAUGCUUUCUCUUUAAAAUGGUACAUGACAAGACCUGACCUGCUGCACCUGAUACAUUCGUAGCAGCACCACA
This is a messenger RNA of Pangasianodon hypophthalmus (striped catfish), 19398 nucleotides long. It is a transcript of the gene obscnb, whose product is annotated as obscurin, cytoskeletal calmodulin and titin-interacting RhoGEF b. The transcript is spliced from 72 exons. NCBI's taxonomy places the organism in Eukaryota, Metazoa, Chordata, Actinopteri, Siluriformes, Pangasiidae. The coding region runs from base 224 to 18085 and encodes 5953 amino acids. The record is from RefSeq and is a predicted model, not a curated record. Gene Ontology annotation, molecular function: protein binding; guanyl-nucleotide exchange factor activity.